UCACGCGAUGUUUUCAGUGCUAUGGCGUACCAGGAAGGGGAGUCGCUUGAAUCCUGGCUCAAUAAAGCCACCCAUCCAACAAACCGACAGGAGGACUGGGAGUACAUCAUAGGCUUCUGUGAUCAGAUCAACAAGGAGUUAGAGGGUCCUCAGAUCGCUGUCACGCUACUCGUUCAUAAAAUCCACUCUCCUCAAGAAUGGGAGGCUCUCCAGGCUCUGACGGUUUUGGAGGCAUGUAUGAAAAACUGCGGGAGAAGGUUUCAUAAUGAAGUGGGAAAAUACAGAUUUUUAAAUGAGCUGAUUAAAGUGGUGUCUCCAAAGUACAUGGGUGAGAGUGCACCUGAGAAGGUGAAGUUGAAGAUCGUGGAGAUGAUGUACAGCUGGACUGUCGCUUUUCCAAAUGAAGUGAAGAUCGGUGAAGCCUACCAGACACUGAGGAGACAGGGCCUCAUAACAAGUGAUCCUGAGCUACCGCUGGACAGGACGCUGAUUCCCUCUCCACCAACUCGACCCAAACACCCAGUGUUUGACAACGAGGACAUGGGCAAGCUGCUUGCUGAGCUUCUGAGGAGUAAAAAUCCUGAGGAUCUACAAGAAGCCAACAGACUAAUCAAAAACAUGGUGAAAGAGGACGAAGCUCGGGUGCAGAAGGCAACGAAACGAAUAAACACUCUGGAGGAGGUGAACAUCAACGUGAAGCUGCUGACGGAGAUGCUGACACACUAUAACAAAGACAGCUCCACAGACUCAGACAAGGAGAUCAUUAAGGAGCUGUAUGAGCGCUGUGACAAACUGAGGCGAGCUGCUUAUAAAAUGGCCACAGAGUCAGAGGAUAACGACACCAGUCUAGGUGACAUCCUGCAGGCCAGCGAUGACCUCUCCAGGGUCAUCAACUCUUAUAAGAAGAUAGUGGAAGGUCAGCUGAUCAGUGGCGACAGUGAAGAGGCUCCGUCUACGGCGGGGCAGAGUGAGAGUGACACCACAGAUACGCUCAUUGACCUCGCUGGCCUUGACACUCCGAGCCCUCCUCAGCCUGUCCCCCCUCCCUCCUUCUCUAACCCCUUCCCCACCAAUCCCACAGUGUCCCCCAUCCCGGUCCUUCCUCCCCCUCCUAAACGUCUGCUGGGCUCUGUCGGCAGUCAGAACAGCAGUCCGAGUCAUCCUCCGCUCGACAAGGCCUCCACCUCUCUGUCUCUGCUCGAUGAUGAGCUGCUGUCUCUGGGACUGAACGACCCUCCUACCUCUACAAGCAGCCAAUCAAAACCUAAGCUGAGUGAGCUGUCCAAUCAGUGGACUUCAUUACAGGCUCCAUCUUCAGGUGUGGACCUUUUUGGUGGAGUAUCCUAUUCAGGUCCAGCAGUGCCUGCAGCUGAACCAGCUGCUGCUACACACAGUCUGCAGAACCUGCAGGAUCUCGCUAUGAUGGGCUUUUCAGACCACAAGAGUUUGCCUAGUCAGAUGACAGCCAGAGGAAGCAGCUUUGGAUCGCCUGUAGCAGUGCCUCCCCUUGUACCCGGGCAUGGAUCUCCCUCCUCCUCCUCUCUCCUCCAGGGCAUGAUGCCUGGCUCUCCCGCUUUGUCCCACACAAAGGCUCAGAGUCUAGGUUCAGCCCCGGGCAGCCCGCUGUUCCGCUCUCUGUCCCCCUGCCACCCUCCGCUACAGGGCAGCCCAGCCAGAGUCACCGAAGUCUCCCUGAGCGGCGUGCACGUCCCUCUGGAAGCAAUCAGACCAAGCAAAGUGCUUCCUGUGACGGCCUACGAUAAGGAUGGCGUUCGAAUGCUCCUGAACUUUGCCUCCGACUGCCCCCCUGGCCGGCCUGACGUGUUGGUGAUGGUGGUGUCCAUGCUCAAUACAGCGCCACAGACUGUCCAUAACGUGGUACUGCAGGCAGCUGUCCCUAAGUCGAUGAAGGUGAAGCUGCAGCCUCCAUCAGGAACUGAACUGGCUCCUUUUAACCCCAUCCUCCCUCCAGCCUCCAUCACACAGAUCAUGCUGCUGGCAAAUCCAACCAAGGACAAGGUGCGUCUACGCUACAAGCUAGCUUUCUCACUUGGAGAUCGACAGUGCAACGAGGUCGGGGAGGUGGACCAGUUCCCCCCUCAGGACAUGUGGGGUCGUCUAUAGCAGCGUGCUGGCGUGCGAUCGCUCAGCAAGGACGGAGACAUUCAUACUUCAUGAAGGGGUGCGUUUGUUUACAUUCACCCCUGAGAGAAACGAGGUGAAGGUCGGGGAAUCAAGCUGCAGCUCCACAUUCCUUAUAGAUGUUUGUUUUACCAGCCGUUCCUUUAACUGGAAGUGAGAAGCUUCUUUUAUUUAUUUAUGCAGCGCUUGUAUUAUAAUCUGCAGAGAGCUAACGCACUAAAGAUAAACACUGAAGACUACGACAGAGGAGAUGUUUACAGGGCAGUGCUACUGAGAUAAAUAUUCCAAAGGAUUUUACCCAAAUAAAAGGAACAAAUUUAAAUAUACUAUAGAUAUUUAAUGCUUUAGAGAAGCAUUACAGAGAUAAAUCAACCUCUAAUCAAAAUCUGUUACUAACAGAGUAAAGAGAGAACAGCUGUGCUUUUAUUUACCUUGUAGUUGGAAUAUCAUGUAGAAAAAUACUUGAAUUUAUCUAGAAUUUUAAAAGGGAUCUUAGACAGGAGCGUAUGAGUCGAAGUUAAAGGUUAUUUACAGAUAAAUGCCAGAGUCAUUACUGCAGAACAAUAUUUGACUUUUCUUUGUUUGUUACUUUAAUAAUUCAGCUUUUUGACAUUGUUCAAGCCUGUUUUCCGUGAGUUAACAAGUGUUAAAUUGUGUUGUAAUGUACGGAAGCCCGAAGUGGACACACAUUUGUAAAUUUUACUUAUGUUUUCCUGUGUAAUUUCUGCUUUUUUUCCUGAUAUCUUGGCUUAUAUCUGUCUACAUAUUAAGAUAGGACAGCUGAUUUUCCUUUGCCACUUUAUUUUCCAGAGAUCUUGAGAAAUUGACCCAGUAUCAUGGGUAAUCCAGUGUUAUCCUGAAGAAAUAAGAUAAAUAAGAUCAUGUUUACACAUGAAUUCCAGCUAAAAACAAACCUGUCAGAGAGGAGAACAAAGGCAGUAAAAUCUACUUCAUGUGUCCUCUUUGGGCUUCCAUAGUAAAGGCAACCAACUGCACUUUAAAAAUUCUUUUUUGAAGUUAUCAUAUGCCAUUCUAAUCUCUACUUAUAUUAUGUGAUUAUCUUCUCUUUAUGAAGGCAGAUUUUUCACCAUAAAACAGUUGGUGUCCAUGUUUUCGGUUCAUAUUUCAGAUGUUAACUUGUCUACCGGUGUCAGUAUUUGUAUUUUAUUUAUUUCUGUUAGUAUUUCAGUGCAUCACUGAACCUUAAAAAUGUGAACUAAAAGUUUAGAUCAGUCGCUCUAAAGGGAAAACUGAGCAGAUUUAUAACUACAGAGCAGAAGAGCUGAGAGGAGUUUAUCAUGAAAUCAGUCCUCCUGAUCCUCCGUUAAACCCUCCUAGACUCGUCGUGAUGUGGGACGUACACACGUCUGUGUUAAAUGUACAUAGUUUCAAAUGUAAUGUACCUUUUGUUUGUUGUAUGAUGAGUUAUGUGAAGUUGUGACGUUCAGGUUCUGGGAGAGUGUACAUACUGUAUGAUGUGCCACGUGUUCGCUGCAUGACAA
Messenger RNA from Cheilinus undulatus (humphead wrasse), 3644 nucleotides. It is a transcript of the gene gga3b, whose product is annotated as golgi associated, gamma adaptin ear containing, ARF binding protein 3b. Gene Ontology annotation, cellular component: trans-Golgi network. Gene Ontology annotation, biological process: intracellular protein transport; vesicle-mediated transport. The transcript is spliced from 17 exons. NCBI's taxonomy places the organism in Eukaryota, Metazoa, Chordata, Actinopteri, Labriformes, Labridae. The record is from RefSeq and is a predicted model, not a curated record. Gene Ontology annotation, molecular function: small GTPase binding; phosphatidylinositol binding; ubiquitin binding. Bases 22 to 2124 code for a protein of 700 amino acids.